UCUGCCCUUGGAUGCGGAUCAUCAUGGCCACCAACAAGGUGAGGAGUCAGCUCUUUGGAUUACUUGUGCUAGCACUGUUAGCGCUACGGACUAGGGACGUCAACGGGCAGGCCAGUUCCUACGCGAAUGAGGUCAUCCUCGGUGGAAUCACCGCGGCCACCAACACGCUCUGCUGGACGGAGUCGGUCAACGUGCGGACCUUCUUCCGGGUGCCGGCACGGGCACUGACCUUCACAUCGGCGACGGCCGUGACCUACAUCCACUGCUGGAACAAUCUGCCGCUGCAUCCGUUUACGGCCAGCAUCGUGGCUGGUGGAAUUGGAAAUGCCGGAGCCAACACCAUUGCACUGUCCGGCGUCACCGGCAAGCUGGUGGCCACCUGCGAGGCUUACUGUGUCAUGGUUGGAUGAGUCACUAUUGUUUGUGCUAGUUUAGUUAUUUAUUAUAGAU
Molecule: messenger RNA, 450 nt
Organism: Culex quinquefasciatus (southern house mosquito)
Lineage: Eukaryota; Metazoa; Arthropoda; Insecta; Diptera; Culicidae
Exons: 2
Coding region: 12-410 (132 amino acids)
Source: RefSeq, a predicted model, not a curated record